AUGGUAGUGAAGCUCGCAGCCCUACGCGUUAGCUGCGAGCCCUUGAGCAAGACCUGCUCAGAGCCCUCCAGAGUCCCACAAGCUGGCAGAGCAGGCAGUAGCCAGACACAGAAGAUUGUAGGGGCAGAGAUGGCCAUAAAAUUUUGUUGCUUUUCCAAGGAUCCUCUUGAAGAUGCCACAUCCUGGAGUGAGUCUAUUGAAAAGCUUUUGGCAUGUAAAGCUGGUCAACAGGCCUUCCAGGAGUUCCUGAGGUCUGAGUACAGUGAGGAGAACAUCCUAUUCUGGCAGGCCUGUGAGGACUAUAAGAAGAUCAAGAACAUACCAGAGAUGGUCAGUGCAGCCAACCGCAUUUAUUCCGAGUUCGUGCAGGUGGAGGCACCCCGACAGAUCAACAUUGAUUGUGGGACCCGGGCAAACAUAACGAAGUGCAUCUCAGAGCCAACCCUGGAGUCCUUCAACAAGGCCCAGAAGCAGAUCUACAGUCUUAUGACAAGGGACUGCUACCCCCGAUUUUUAAAAUCCGAAAUAUACCAGUCCAUACUGGAGAAAACGGGCAGCAGUUGA
Messenger RNA from Electrophorus electricus (electric eel), 564 nucleotides. Lineage: Eukaryota; Metazoa; Chordata; Actinopteri; Gymnotiformes; Gymnotidae. The record is from RefSeq and is a predicted model, not a curated record.